This is a messenger RNA of Cornus florida, 2167 nucleotides long. RefSeq lists its product as uncharacterized. The transcript has 9 exons. The record is from RefSeq and is a predicted model, not a curated record. NCBI's taxonomy places the organism in Eukaryota, Viridiplantae, Streptophyta, Magnoliopsida, Cornales, Cornaceae. Bases 302 to 2167 code for a protein of 621 amino acids.
UUGCAUCUCCCUUUUCUCUCUCCUCCAAACGGGGCCCAACCAAAGAAGACUGAAUAAAGAACUCAAAGGUUCCAGCUUCUAACAAAACGCGUCGAAGCAUCCAGGUUGCCAAUCACCUGAUUCAUCUCUCCCCCUCUCUCUAAAUAUAUAGUAUAUGAAUCAAAUUCCUUUCUUCUCUCUCCCCACUGACACCCAACGAAGCAAAUCACAAACCCCAGACUUAGCUAACCAAGAUCCCAAUCACCCCCCUACCCCCUCCUCUCGCUCUCUCUAAAACCACAUUCUCUUUCUCUCUAACCCAAUGUCUUCUCCUCCGGGAUGUCCCCCAAACUCCUUCCGCUACAACACCACUCUCUGCGCCUGCAAUCCAGGGUAUGUCUACAACGCCACAGCCAAGAGCUGCGCUCUGUUCCAAGUCUUUGGCGACGAGGUGGAGUUGAAUUCGGGCAUAGACUACUCCUUGAACUUGCCCCAAACCAUCUUCUCCUUCGAUUCGAUUAAGAAGUUCACCCAAUCGCAGGCCGUGUUCCUCGAGGCCACGUUCGUGAUGCUACUAUCUUGGCUUUUCUUCUGCUUCUUCGUUCGAUUCGGAAAACUCGGUGAUGGUCGCAACAUCUGGUUCCGGAUCCGCUGGUGGAUUAGCCGCUUGGAUAUUGCUUUUGCCACCCGCCAUUGGCUUGAGGACCAGAAGGUAGUUAUGAAGCGGAAAACAGAACUUGGUGGAACUUUCUCAAUAGCAAGUUGGAUACUUUUUAUUGGUUUAUUUGCUGCGUUGCUAUACCAAAUUUUAUCAAAGAGAAACGUUGAGGUGCAUAAUGUGAGGGCAACAAAUGGACCUGAUUUAGCCUCCUUCAUGAAUGACAUGGAAUUUAAUAUAACCACCAUUUCUAGUAUGAGCUGUUCACAUUUAAGGGGUCUUGGUACAUUAGUUACUGGGGAUGCAGGCUUCAUUGACCGUAGAGUUGCUCCUCUGUCAACCUUUGCUAACUUUUCAUGUCAGAAUACUACCAAGGGGCCAACCAUAAGUUUUAAGUGCAACAAUUGUCAGCUCAUUCGAGACUAUGCCUAUAUUUCUUGGCAAUUUGUUGAUCUUCCAAAUGAUCCUGCAACUGCUGUUGGAUUUCAGUUCAACCUCACUGCAAAGAACCAUGCCAAUCGAAAACAUUUAAGCUCUGUCAGUGGAAUAUUGAAGAAUGGAAGCAAUCAAAAUGAUAGACCAAUUACAUUCAGAGGGCCGGACCCAAAUAUAUUAAAAUAUAAUUUAUUUCCCAGAAUUUACCGUAAUUUACAUGAUCUAAAGCUCAUCCAACCUUUGUUUCAAGAGUUUCAUCCGGGCUCAUCUUUUAGUGAGAUUGGUGAGCUCCAAGCCUCCCUUCAAAGAUCCAACAAUGGAAUAGUCAAUACCACAUUAUAUCUCAAUUUUCUCUCUGCCUAUAUUAUUGAGAUUGACAAUCAAAGUAUUUUGGGGCCCGUGAGCUUCCUUGCGGAUCUUGGUGGCCUUUAUUGCAUUAGUAUUGGGAUUUUUUUCUACUUCUUGGUGCAAUGUGAGUACAGAAUCAAGAAGCUCCGUAAUGAGGAUAGUGUUAUGCGGCAGAUUAGAAAUCGUCGAAAAGCUCAAGAUCACUGGGACAAAUUGCGUAAAUAUGUAGAGUACACGUGGGGUCGUAGCACAUUGGAUGACAAUGACAACAUAGAGGCAUGUUGCACUGGUGCCGGUAUUGGAUCAUUUCAUAAGAAUGGAUCGUUGCGUAAACAAAAGCAACCAAACAGAAAGGUUUCUCUCAGUUUUAACAGAAAGGUCAACUUAACUAGUGAGAAGGCAGCCACUCCAGAGUGCAUCAAUACGCAUGGGGUUGAAUCUUGUUCGACUAAAUUUGCGUCAAACCAGGGAGCGAAAAAAGUUCUGGAAAGUGAAGCGUUUGGGGCUGUAAAAGAUGGAAAACACAUACAUUCUAUUGGUCUGCCUGAGAGAGAUGUCUCAGAGUCUCAAGCAUAUUCUACUGCUGAUAAUUGUACCUUUCCUCCACCACCUCCGUUAGGUAACUCUAAUCUUCAAAGUUUGGACUGUCAUUUAUGUGUACUGUUCAAGAGUUUUCCUGUGGAGUCCGAUCUUGCGGGUGUUGGAAUUUCAAACCAGAAGUCCCGGCAGAAUGGACGGCCAUCUUGA